Messenger RNA from Arabidopsis thaliana (thale cress), 1774 nucleotides. RefSeq names its product P-loop containing nucleoside triphosphate hydrolases superfamily protein. Lineage: Eukaryota; Viridiplantae; Streptophyta; Magnoliopsida; Brassicales; Brassicaceae. Gene Ontology annotation, cellular component: chloroplast. Gene Ontology annotation, molecular function: ATP hydrolysis activity; nucleic acid binding; RNA helicase activity. Bases 177 to 1595 code for a protein of 472 amino acids. The transcript is spliced from 10 exons. The record is from RefSeq and is marked reviewed.
UUAAAUAACAUUUUUCUCAAUUUAAAUAUCAAUAAAUUUGGCUCCUCCAAUAAAAAAGAAAGCACUAAAAUUUGACAAAGUAAAAACAGAGUUUUUUAUCUGUAAGUAAGAAAAAACAAAUUCAUUAUCCUUCGUUUCCGAUUUCCACUUCACUCCGGAGGUGCUCAAACUCAAAAAUGGCGUCGCAGCUUCUUAAUGUUCCUCAUCUCGCUUUCUUCCCUAAAAUCUCAUAUGCUUCCGUCUUCUCAACACUAAAGCCCAGUUUCUUCCACUCUACUUCCACUAGAAGAGCUCUCAAAUCAUCCCCCAGUUCCCGGAUUAUCAACCUCCAAGCCGUCGCCGAAACUAGCUCUGAAAUCGAAAGCAAUAGUGUCACUGAAACAACUGUGCCAUUGACUCUACGUCAAAUCUGCCAAGGUUUUGUGCCCGAGCAUAUCUUGCACAGAAUGGAGGAGAUUGGAUUUGUCUUCCCCACGGAUAUUCAAAGAGAAGCUCUUCCUACUUUGUUUACAGGCCGUGAUUGCAUCCUCCAUGCUCAAACAGGUUCAGGAAAGACAUUGACUUACCUCUUACUCAUAUUCUCUCUUAUAAACCCUCAACGAUCUUCUGUGCAAGCUGUUAUUGUUGUUCCCACUCGAGAGCUCGGUAUGCAAGUUACAAAAGUUGCUCGAAUGUUGGCUGCAAAAUCGGAGAUUGAUGUGAAAGGAUGUACUGUGAUGGCUCUCUUAGAUGGAGGGACGCUAAGAAGGCACAAAAGCUGGCUAAAGGCUGAGCCACCAGCAAUUUUGGUUGCUACGGUAGCAAGUUUGUGUCACAUGCUAGAAAAGCACAUAUUUAGAAUUGACUCGGUGAGAGUUCUUGUUGUAGAUGAGGUUGAUUUCUUAUUCUACUCAUCAAAGCAAGUUGGUUCUGUGCGGAAGCUUUUGACAUCAUUUUCUUCAUGCGAUAAACGUCAGACAGUUUUUGCAAGUGCUUCUAUUCCCCAGCAUAAACAUUUUGUGCAUGACUGUAUACAACAAAAGUGGACAAAGAGGGAUGUUGUCCAUGUUCAUGUUAGCGCAAUCAUGCCCAUGCCGUUGUGCCUUCUUCACAGAUUUGUUAUGUGUGAGAAGACAAACAAGCAUCAAGUACUACUUGCCUUGUUAGAGUCUGAUGCACCUGAAUCAGCUAUCAUUUUUGUCGGCGAGCAGUCUGAGAAGUCAAAAAAGGCUGGAAAUGAUCCAUCUACAACUCUACUAAUGGAAUUCCUAAAAACUUCAUAUAAAGGCUCGCUGGAGAUCCUCCUACUAGAGGGGGAUAUGAAUUUCAAUUCACGAGCAGCUUCACUAACAGAAAUCAGGCAAGGAGGAGGGUUUCUUCUUGUUUCUACUGAUAUUGCAGCAAGAGGGAUUGAUCUACCAGAAACAACUCAUAUUUUUAACUUUGAUCUCCCACAAACGGUUACAGAUUAUCUGCACCGAGCUGGAAGAGCUGGUCGAAAACCCUUUUCUGACAGGAAGUGCAUUGUCGCUAAUCUGAUCACCUCGGAGGAAAGAUUUGUCUUGCAAAGAUACGAAAAUGAACUUAUGUUCAGCUGCGAGGAAAUGAUGUUGUAGGUACAGUCUUAACUAUCUCAGUAUAAAAAUUUUGCAUUAUUGCCUUUGUUUUCUCCUUUUUUUUUUCCGUGACUACCAUUACUGGUGAGUCCAGACACCACAGCCUAAUGUAACUAGUUAAGUACAUGGGAAGAGUAUAUGUGAAGUGUCAUCACUAUCAAAUAAAUUUCUUUGUAAUU